Molecule: messenger RNA, 1029 nt
Organism: Kuraishia capsulata CBS 1993
Lineage: Eukaryota; Fungi; Ascomycota; Pichiomycetes; Pichiales; Pichiaceae
Exons: 1
Coding region: 1-1029 (342 amino acids)
Biological process (GO): L-citrulline biosynthetic process
Cellular component (GO): mitochondrion
Molecular function (GO): ornithine carbamoyltransferase activity; amino acid binding
Source: RefSeq, a predicted model, not a curated record
AUGUUAAGACUCGCUGCCAGCUCAUCUUUGAAAUUCUCUAGAUCCUUCUCAAUGACUGUUCCUGCCUCUAGUUCACCAAGACACUUGGUCUCCAUGCUGGAGCUGUCGAACACCGAACUUAAGUCACUGGUUGAUAGAGCACUUCAUUUCAAGACCCAGAUCAAGUCCGGGGAAAAAGCUCCAAAAGAAGUGAGCGAAGCUCUUUUGGGUAAAUUGGUUGCCCUGAUCUUUUCUAAGAGGUCAACCAGAACCAGAAUCUCCACGGAGGGAGCGGCCGUCUAUUUCGGAGGCCACCCAAUGUUUCUUGGAAAGGACGACAUUCAAUUAGGCGUCAACGAGUCUUUCUAUGACACGACCAGAGUUGUGUCUUCCAUGACAUCCUGUAUUUUUGCACGUGUGAAUAGUCACUCCGAGAUCCAGGAACUGUGCAAGCACUCUUCAGUUCCUAUAAUAAAUGCCCUUUGUGACAAGUUCCAUCCGUUACAAGCUAUUGCAGAUCUUGUCACGAUCAAGGAAACCUACGGGGAUCUUAAAGGCUUGAAGCUAGCCUGGAUAGGUGAUUCCAACAACGUGAUCAACGACCUGGCCGUGGCUGCUCUUAGGUUUGGAAUUAACGUUUCUGUGGCUACUCCUACAGGCGCUGAUUUUGACACCUCAAUUGCCGAGCAGGCCUCCAAAAUCGGCCAAGAGAAUGGGGCAGCCUUCACAUUGACUCACAAUCCUCUUGAGGCUGCACAUGAGGCUGAUAUUCUCGUCACCGAUACUUUUGUAUCCAUGGGUCAGGAAGCAGAGGCCCUCCAGAAACUUCAGCAAUUUGCUGGGUUCCAGAUUACCAACGAGCUGGCCAAAAAGGCAGGUGCCAAGCCUGACUGGAAGUUCAUGCAUUGUUUGCCUCGUCAUCACGAGGAGGUUGACGACGAGGUGUUUUAUUCGGACAGAUCUAUCGUGUUCCAGGAAGCAGAGAAUAGGUUGUAUGCUGCUCUUGCAGCCAUCGAGGGUUUUGUGAUUAACAAGGGAAAACUUGAGUGA